UUCUUUGUUCCAGCUGCUGUUCUGCUCUACCAGCCACAUCACCAGGGCAACAUGGCAUUCACAGGCAAAUACGAAUUUGAAGGCGAUGAGAACUAUGAUGACUUUGUGAAGAAAAUUGGUCUCCCCAGUGACAAGAUUGAAAUGGGAAGAAAUUGUAAAAUAGUCACAGAGGUGGUGCAGAAUGGAAAUGACUUCACCUGGACGCAGCAUUUCCCAGGAGGCCGCACCACAACCAACACAUUUACAAUUGGCAAGGAGGCAGAUAUGGAGACAAUGGGUGGUAAGAAGUUCAAGGCAACUGUUAAAAUGGAAGAUGGGAAAAUAAUAGCUGACUUCCCCAACUAUCGUCAUACUUCGGAGAUUUGCGGAGGAAAGCUAGUAGAGGUUUCUACCGCUUCUGGUGCAGUCUACAAAAGGACCAGCAAAAAGAUUGCUUAAGGCACUAAAGCCAGUGUCUCCCAGUGCACCAAAAC
Molecule: messenger RNA, 473 nt
Organism: Eurypyga helias (sunbittern)
Lineage: Eukaryota; Metazoa; Chordata; Aves; Eurypygiformes; Eurypygidae
Product: gastrotropin-like
Exons: 4
Coding region: 52-438 (128 amino acids)
Biological process (GO): fatty acid transport
Cellular component (GO): nucleus; cytosol
Molecular function (GO): fatty acid binding
Source: RefSeq, a predicted model, not a curated record